CAAUGGACACACACUUCUCCCUCCACCUCAUCUCGACCAGCUUCAUCGACACGGAAUCAAAGAAUCAAACUUCAUGAAUAUUCAAAGUUUGCGUCCUGGGCGGCUGACAAGAGGAGGGAGGUCCACGGAGGUGCUUUCCUGCGUUUUCCACAAAUCCAGCUUCCAUCGAACAGAGGUCGACUCACUCUCCAGAGGAUAAAUCACCGGGCUGGUGCGGCUUCUAAAUCCGUCUCCUCGAUUCAGUAGCUGGUUAGAUUUUUUUUUUUUUCAUUAAAUUUUUAGUAAAGUCGUGCCUCUCUACCUCUUGGAUCAUCGGAACAUCUCCAAAAAUGUUGCUCGAACACCCGGGGUCAAGUUGUCAGAGCACCGGGAAUUUCUCUCGGUACAGUUCGGGCCAAGAGAUCCCAGUGUGCGCGGGCUGCAGUCAGCACAUCGUGGACCGCUUCAUCCUCAAGGUGCUGGACCGCCAGUGGCACAGCAAGUGCCUGAAAUGCAGCGACUGCCAGGCUCAGCUGGCGGACAAGUGCUUCAGCAGGGGCGACAGCGUCUACUGCAAAGAGGAUUUCUUCAAGAGAUUCGGGACCAAGUGCGCCGCGUGUCAGCAGGGGAUACCGCCCACACAGGUGGUGAGGAGGGCGCAGGACUUCGUCUACCACCUGCACUGCUUCGCCUGCAUCGUGUGCAAGAGGCAACUGGCCACAGGGGAUGAGUACUACCUGAUGGAGGACAGCAGGCUGGUCUGCAAGGGCGACUACGAGACCGCCAAACAGAGAGAAGCAGACUCGACCGCAAAAAGGCCACGAACAACCAUCACAGCCAAGCAGCUGGAGACACUGAAGAACGCCUACAACAACUCUCCCAAACCUGCACGCCAUGUUCGAGAGCAGCUAUCGUCCGAGACAGGCCUGGACAUGCGAGUUGUGCAGGUUUGGUUUCAGAACAGACGGGCUAAAGAGAAAAGGCUGAAGAAAGACGCCGGUCGGCAGAGGUGGGGCCAGUACUUCCGCAACAUGAAGCGUUCGCGGGGGAGCUCCAAAUCUGAUAAGGACAGCAUCCAGGAGGAGGGAAUGGACAGCGACGCAGAGGUGUCCUUCACAGACGAACCACCCAUGUCAGAGCUUGGCCACACCAACGGCAUCUACAGCAGCCUCAGCGAGUCUUCUCCGGGCUUGGGCAGCCGCCAAGGGGGCAACAACCACGGCUCCUUCCCCCUUGAGCACGGCAUCCUGCCCUCUCAGGACCAGUUCCACGACAUUCGCUCCAACAGCCCGUACGGCCUUCCUCAGUCGCCAGGGUCACUGCAGGCGCUACCCAGGCACCAGCCUCUCAUCUCCAGCCUGGUCUACCCUGAAUCUGGCCUUUCUAUCAUGACGCAGGGCAGCGGGCCAGGGAUCAACCCUGCCGUGAGAGUCUCCAUGGGGGCAGCCAACGGACCCAGCUCGGACCUCUCGACAGGCAGCAGCGGGGGAUACCCAGACUUUCCUGCCAGUCCUGCCUCCUGGUUAGACGAAGUGGACCACGGGCAGUUUUGAUUGGUCAUGGACAAGACAUUGGACAUUUUUUUCUUGGUUUUCUCUGUGUCUUCUGUUGGAUUUUAGGAAAUGGGCAGUGAUCGUGUUAAGGACUAGUCUGCUAUCCUUGACUUGGAUCUCACCAACAUCUGAUUUACAGGUAUUAGCGUUCAAUAUCUGGAUAGAAUGGGGGAGAGAGAUGCCCCUCCUCAAAGCACUUACAGUCUAACAGCCUAACAGUCGUCCGUCACUAGUGGAAGUGUAGAAAAAGAAAGGAAAUCUGUCAAAAUUGUUCCACUUUGCAGAUACCACAAUAAGCUUUUUUCAGAACAAUGUACAGACUCAAUCAUUUGGAUCUUCACACCCUCUUAUUCUCAUCUCCUCCCACUGCUAUCUGUUUUCGACAGUGAGUUCAGGUGCAGAAAUCCGUUCUAAGAUCAGAGUCUUUAAAUGUCUGGUUGUUGCCAAAUGUCUACAUAUAUAUAUAAAUAUAAUGGUUUAUCAUUGUGGAGACUUUAUUUUUAUACAAACCCCUUCUUGGACAUGAAUAAGAACCCAGAUGUGAGGACUUUGUACAUUCUUAAACAGGGACAUAGACAAAAAUGUAGAUGUUGUCUUAAAUGGUACCUAGGGGUCCAAUUACUUCUAUGCAUUUGUGUGUUCUCAGAUGUAUCUUGUUCGUUUUGUUCUACUGAAAACAACCCCCCAGAGGACCAACUGCUAUGGCACCCGGGGUCUGAUGUAUAUGUUUGUUUAUGUGGGGAAAUGUUUUAUGUCUUAUUUAUUCCUUCUGGUGAUGAUAAUGAUGAUGAUUCCUGAUUAAA
Molecule: messenger RNA, 2335 nt
Organism: Platichthys flesus (European flounder)
Lineage: Eukaryota; Metazoa; Chordata; Actinopteri; Pleuronectiformes; Pleuronectidae
Gene: lhx3
Product: LIM homeobox 3
Exons: 6
Coding region: 330-1532 (400 amino acids)
Biological process (GO): neuron differentiation; regulation of transcription by RNA polymerase II
Cellular component (GO): nucleus
Molecular function (GO): DNA-binding transcription factor activity, RNA polymerase II-specific; RNA polymerase II transcription regulatory region sequence-specific DNA binding
Source: RefSeq, a predicted model, not a curated record